ACAGACGCGCGCCCUUUUCUGAGGACUGCGUCCGCUCAGCGCGCGCUGACCGAGAGCCUCGGCGCGCUCCCAGUACCGCGGACGUCCCUCCCGCCAACCGCACCCAUGCUUCUGGCACGGAUGAACCGGCAGGUGCAGCCGGAGAAUAGCGGGACGGACUCCGAGUCCGAGCAGCCCCUGCCGGCGCGCAAAGCUGCGGAGCUGUUGGUAGUGAAGGAGCGCAACGGUGUCCAGUGCCUCCUGGCGCCCCGGGGUAGGGACGAGCAGCCCCGGGAGACCUGGGGCAGAAAGAUUGACUUCCUGCUCUCAGUGGUCGGCUUCGCGGUGGACCUGGCCAACGUGUGGCGCUUCCCUUACCUCUGCUACAAGAACGGCGGCGGUGCCUUCCUGAUCCCCUACACGCUGUUCCUCAUUAUCGCUGGGAUGCCCCUCUUCUACAUGGAGCUGGCGCUGGGCCAGUUCAACCGGGAAGGGGCAGCCACGGUGUGGAAGAUCUGCCCGUUCUUCAAAGGAGUCGGCUACGCUGUGAUCCUCAUCGCCCUCUACGUUGGCUUCUACUACAAUGUCAUCAUCGCCUGGUCCCUCUACUACCUCUUCUCCUCGUUCACCUUCACCCUGCCCUGGACCAACUGUGGCCACGCCUGGAACAGCCCCAACUGCACGGACCCCAAGCUCCUCAACGCCUCCGUGCUGGGCAACCACACCAAGUACUCCAAGUACAAGUUCACACCGGCAGCAGAGUUCUACGAGCGCGGCGUCCUGCACCUUCACGAGAGCAGCGGGAUCCACGACAUCGGCCUGCCCCAGUGGCAGCUCCUGCUCUGCCUCAUGGUCGUUGUCAUCAUCCUGUUCUUCAGCCUCUGGAAGGGAGUGAAGACGUCAGGAAAGGUCGUGUGGAUCACAGCCACGCUGCCUUACUUCGUGCUGUUCGUGCUCCUGGUCCACGGCCUCACGCUGCCCGGCGCCUCCAGCGGCAUCAGCGCCUACUUGCACAUCGACUUCUACCGCCUGAAGGAGGCCACGGUAUGGAUUGAUGCUGCAACUCAGAUAUUUUUUUCCCUCGGGGCCGGAUUUGGAGUCUUGAUUGCAUUUGCCAGUUACAACAAAUUUGACAACAACUGCUACAGGGACGCCCUGCUCACCAGCACCAUCAACUGUGUCACCAGCUUCAUCUCCGGCUUUGCCAUCUUCUCCAUCCUCGGCUACAUGGCCCAUGAACACAAGGUCAACAUCGAGGAUGUUGCCACUGAAGGAGCUGGUCUGGUGUUCAUCCUGUACCCAGAAGCCAUCUCCACACUGUCGGGGUCCACUUUCUGGGCUGUGGUGUUCUUCAUCAUGCUCCUGGCUCUGGGAUUUGACAGCUCAAUGGGAGGCAUGGAGGCGGUCAUCACGGGCCUGGCUGAUGACUUCCAGGUCCUGAAGCGACACCGGAAACUCUUCACGUUUGGCGUCACCUUUAGCACCUUCCUCCUGGCCCUGUUUUGCAUAACCAAGGGUGGGAUAUACGUGCUGACCCUGCUGGACACGUUCGCGGCCGGCACCUCCAUCCUCUUCGCUGUGCUCAUGGAAGCCAUCGGCGUCUCCUGGUUUUACGGUGUGGACCGGUUCAGCAACGACAUCCAGCAGAUGAUGGGGUUCAGGCCGGGCCUGUACUGGAGGCUGUGCUGGAAGUUUAUCAGCCCCGCCUUCCUCCUGUUCGUGGUGGUGGUGAGCAUCAUCAACUUCAAGCAGCUCACCUACGACGACUACAUCUUCCCGCUCUGGGCUAACUGGGUCGGGUGGGGCAUCGCGCUCUCCUCCAUGACGCUGGUGCCCGCCUACGUGGCCUACAAGUUCCUGAAGACGCGGGGUUCCCUGUGGGAGAGACUGGCCUAUGGCAUCACACCUGAGAACGAGCACCACCUGGUGGCCCAGAGGAACGUCAGGCAGUUCCAGUUGCAACACUGGCUGGCCAUCUGAACCGGCCCCGAGGAGGACGGCCGUGGCGCCAGCGCCCAGGCCGAGGUGUCGGCUUCGCUCCCGCCUGGAUGCUGUCCAGGGGCUCCUCUCCGGCAGGUGCCCUUCCUGACGCCCCUCCUCUCGUCCCCUUUCCAAAUGAUGCCGUCGUCUGGUUUCCCCUCACCUUCUGUUCGUCGGGCCUGGGGGCUGUGAGCUUUGACUGGCGAGCCUCACGGGCGAAGAGGACAGGCGGGAACAGGACCAAAGGACUUUAUG
Molecule: messenger RNA, 2214 nt
Organism: Pteronotus mesoamericanus
Lineage: Eukaryota; Metazoa; Chordata; Mammalia; Chiroptera; Mormoopidae
Gene: SLC6A2
Product: solute carrier family 6 member 2
Exons: 15
Coding region: 106-1959 (617 amino acids)
Biological process (GO): dopamine uptake involved in synaptic transmission; sodium ion transmembrane transport
Cellular component (GO): neuronal cell body membrane; plasma membrane; presynaptic membrane
Molecular function (GO): dopamine:sodium symporter activity; norepinephrine:sodium symporter activity; neurotransmitter:sodium symporter activity
Source: RefSeq, a predicted model, not a curated record